This is a messenger RNA of Photinus pyralis (common eastern firefly), 999 nucleotides long. RefSeq names its product farnesol dehydrogenase-like. The transcript is spliced from 4 exons. The record is from RefSeq and is a predicted model, not a curated record. Bases 74 to 844 code for a protein of 256 amino acids. Lineage: Eukaryota; Metazoa; Arthropoda; Insecta; Coleoptera; Lampyridae. Gene Ontology annotation, molecular function: oxidoreductase activity.
UAUAAAAAUGCACAAGGUUAUCUGAUCAUAUGACUAUUCGUAACUGUAGUUCAGUUAAGUUCGAAACUCAGAAAUGAACCGAUGGAAUGGAAAGGUUGCAAUAGUCACCGGUGCUAGUUCCGGCAUUGGAAAAGCGAUCGCGACAAAGCUCGUCGAAAAUGGAAUGAUCGUUGCAGGACUGGCCAGGCGUAAGGGGUUGGUAGAUGAACUGGUCGCCAAGCUAAAGGGAGCGAAAGGAGAGCUCCAUGGAGUUCAGGCUAACAUGACCAACGAAGAAGAAAUCUUAAAAGCGUUUGAAUAUGUAGCCAAAAAUUUAGGCCCGGUUCAUGUACUGGUUAACAGCGCGGGUAUUAGUCGCGUUUCGCCAUUGACAUGUGGAAGGACGGACCAAUGGAAAGAUGUUUUGGAAACAAAUGUUAUAGGGCUAUCCAUUGCAACAAGAGAGGCGGUGAAAAGCAUGUCUGUAAACAACGUGGAUGGACACAUAAUACACAUAAACAGCGUCGUUGGACAUUCUUUCAGAAAAACAAGCAGCGCCAUGUACGGGGCAUCAAAGUUUGCAGUGACCGCACUCACCGAUGCCUUAAGAGACGAACUCAAUCAAGCAAAAAGCAAGAUCAAAAUUACGAGCAUCAGUCCAGGCUUCGUUGACACUGAAAUAUUGGAUAGAGUUUCGGAACACAGCGACGGUCUGCUCCCAAUGGAAUACGUACAUCAUUUUAAGCUUAACCCUUCACUCAAAGCGGAAGACGUCGCCGAUUGCGCCUUGUAUGUUCUAAGCACACCACCACACGUACAGGUUCACGACAUCAUUCUUAGACCUAUGGGUGAGACCGCUAUAUAAUUGAGUUGCAUAUGAAGUUUAAUAAAAAAUAUAGUAAUAUGUCUCAUAGUUUUCUGUCCAUUGCACAAAAUAGGCUUGCGCUCAAAGUUAUCGAUAUUUACAGAAAACACGGCCCUGUCAUUCUAAUUAAUCAGCAAAUAAACGUUAUCAAUAGA